This is a messenger RNA of Liolophura sinensis, 3520 nucleotides long. Its product is annotated as protein disulfide isomerase CRELD2-like. The record is from RefSeq and is a predicted model, not a curated record. Bases 448 to 1602 code for a protein of 384 amino acids. Gene Ontology annotation, molecular function: calcium ion binding. Lineage: Eukaryota; Metazoa; Mollusca; Polyplacophora; Chitonida; Chitonidae. The transcript is spliced from 11 exons.
UGUUGUCGUGAAAGUAGACGUGGAUAAUUUUGGUUUCUUGAAGAGUUGGCCUCUUUUCUGCGCCUGUAGUUAAGUGUAUUAGACACACAGGGUACCAAGAAUCAAUCUACUGAAGCAGUGCAGCUGUGGAUAUAAUUCUGGGCCCAAAAUCUCACCACAUCAUUAGAUGGCACCUUUCGGUACAUACCGGUGGACACAUUAGAAAGAUCGUCUGCUACUGAUAGUGAUUGGCUUUGAACGACGGCUGUUUGUCAUAGACUGGAAAUCAAGUGGUCCCAGCGUUUCAUUCUGCAUUUACCAUGUUUUUGUGAGCAUAUGAGCUGGGAGAUCAGUUCCAAACUUCCAGUCUAAAGUACCAUUUCAGGAGCAAAAGGGUGUAGCGCUGUUCGUCCGGCUUGGCGAUCUCGUGGAACUUCGGUGUCUGCAUUUGUCUCUGCAAUACACGCAAUGCAAACACUGAAUCGAAUAAUGUCUGCAUUCCAUAUUCAGCGUUACAAAUGCAUAGUUUUAGUUUUGUUAAUAAUGUUAACUUUUGCUCCGGUUGACUUUGUUUUGAGUAUUCAGCUGAAUAACCCAAGAGGUCCUCUGAAAGGGAAGUGUCCUGUGUGUAGGGACAUUGUGAGAGAUUUUCAUAAUGGUUUAAAGAAAACAGCAAAAUCCAAUUAUGGAGGCGGUAAUACGAAAUGGGAAGAAUCUAGAUUGGGUAGCUAUGCAUACAGUGAAGUGAGGUUAACAGAGAUUAUGGAAAGUUUGUGUUCAGGAACAGCUGCAGAGUGCCAUCAUCUUUUAGAGGAGCAUGAAGAGUUAGUUGAACAGUUCUGGUUCAAGGAAUAUGCAAAACAAAAAGAUACUGAUUUCUUUGAGUGGUUUUGUAUUGACAGAAUUAAAGUUUGUUGCCCAAACAACACUUUUGGGCCAAAUUGUAAACCUUGUGAAGGAGGAUUAAAACGACCUUGUAAAGACAAUGGUUUCUGUGAGGGAGAGGGAACUCGCGAAGGAACAGGGAAAUGUGUGUGCCACAGUGGAUACAAUGGAGACAGAUGUGAUGAAUGUAAAGAUGGGUAUUAUGAGGCCAGUAGUAAUGAUACCCAUACUGAUUGUCAGGACUGUGACAACUCAUGCAAAUACACCUGUCAGGAAGCAGGCCCUAAAGGCUGUGAUGAAUGUAAAGAGGGUUACAUGGACACAGAAGAAAAUGGUUGCGAGGAUAUAGAUGAAUGUACAAAUAAACCUGAACUUUGUGGGAAAAAUUUUUACUGUGAAAACACGCCUGGGUCAUUUUCUUGUAUAAAGUGUGAUAAUGAGUGCCUUGGUUGUACAGCUCAGGGAACUGACAAAUGUACAGAAUGUCGCUCUGGAUACCACCUAAUAGACGGCCAUUGUAAAGAUGUUGACGAGUGUUCACUUGCAGAGCCUGUAUGCACAAAAGACCAUGAAAAAUGUACAAACAGGGAAGGUGGCUACACCUGUAUCUGUGAUAUAGGGUACGAGAGGGAAGGAGAUGAGUGUAAAGUGAGACCAAAAGAAAGCGGCGAGGAGACAGAUGAUAACACAGAAGAGAGUUUAAAGCCAUCGACAGGCGAGAAGAAAGAAGAGUUAUGAUUAUGAGUGGAGUUAGUGUUGUUCACAUAUGACGGAGAAAUUAAGAAACUCAUAUUUAUGAUAAGCAUACACCGUAACAAGGCAUUUAAUACACAAAAAAUUUCUGACGGUCUGCAUCUAUUUAACCCUUGUUCUCUUUACAUACAGUCCAAUUGUGUAUAUCUUUACCAGUAUAUGUAUACAUUCAGGAAGAGUCACCUAUUUCUUCAUUCAGUAUUUUUAACAUUGACAUAGAUAGUAUACACAUAAACCCGUUUCUUCACCAUUCACGAAUAUCUAUUGGGCUUAUGCAAGGUUUAACUUGUGUUUAGGUCGCAUUUCGAAUAACCACAUUCCUUGUCCCACCUUGUAAAGUUAGACAACGACGUUGUUUACCGUCUUUUUUGUUCUUCCUGAUUUUUCUUUGAACUUAUAUGCACGAUCUCAAACAUCAAGUGGUGUGUAAAGACGUUCACAAAAUCUAUACACCACCCGGCACGUGUGUCUGUAAGAAACCUUUUUAUCCCAUCAAACCAGGGAUAUACUCAGCUGUGUGAUGGCUUGAGACGUUUAUAACUGCUGGUAAAUUAAUGCGCUCAAGAAGCCCAAUUAAUGCAGUUAACCAACAAAAUUUAAUAACAGGAUAUUGUUAUAUUAUAUACAUGUGCCUGUGUUCUCUUAUACUGAAGCUUAUUUUGAUUUGAUUUUGAAUUUGACAUCAAUGUAAAAGAUGAGAAAAUAGUACUGUCGUGAAUGUUUGUAUUAAUCCAUUAGACCAGCAGGCUUGUCUAACAGGAUCAAUACGUGUCAUUGUGGUUACUGGUGUACUUUAAACAGUGGUGUAUCUUAUGGUAAGCCUAUAUGACUUCUAUGGGUGUAAAAGUGGGAUAAAUGAUAGAAAAAAAAUGAUGAGCUAAAAUGAUAGAAUAAAAAACAAAUGAUGUGGAGAAAUGACUAUAGCACACCAUUAUAAAUGGUGUGCACAGUGUAGCCCUACAAGAUACCGUUUGAGGGAACGAAGUUUUAUAUAAGCUGCACAGAAUGACAAAAGACCCAGGUUGCACCCGCAGAAUUAUAUAUAUUCAUGAUUUGUUGAUAUAUAUAAACAUUUAAUUAUUCGUAUCACUGCAUCAUUCACAUUCGGAAAAGUUGGCUUUACCAUAAAUUGAUUAAUUUUCAAGUUCGCUUUUAAUAUGGAUCUUUCCGGUUGUAUUCCAAACGUGCCUGUUGCAUGUUUACGUGUGUAGACAUCAAAUACAUUGUCCAGGUAUUGAGAAUUAUUUUGAGAAUAUUUGUGUUAAUAUAUUGCAAAGGGUGCUAUACGAUUGUCUGUAUGAUUCAUAUGCUCAAGCUGUGAAAAUCGUAUGCUCUAAUUACCAAUUAAACUGGUCGUUAAAAGUUUUCAUGUAUGAUUCUUUUGUUCCGCAGUUGUUAUAAACUACAUAAAUCUUAUUUAAUGCAGUUUAAAUAUUGUUCCGUGUAUAUGCACACAGUCUUUUCCCCAUUCAUUAUAAAAAAAAUAUUCUAAGCGCAGUUCUCUGAAUUUCAAUCACAGUAUCAUUACAGGCUCUUCUCGGUUAUGUGUUGUUUUAGCCUUGUCACGAAAUUUCCAGUUAUGAAAGCCUGGACGUGAAAUAGUCUUCGUGAUCUAAAUAUCUGUGGGAUGUCGGCUGAUUCCCAGGUUAUGCGGUAACACAUCAAAACAGGUACGCAAAGCAGAACAGGGAAAGGCUCCUUGUGACGUCUUCGAUGUGAGGUUCAAUCACAUAUAUACCCAAUCCUUUACGCACCUGGAUGGGCCUUGUGAUACAUAUUCCGUCAUGCUUAUAACUCGCAACUGCCAGGUUACUGCCAAUAUAGAGGUUGUUACGAGCACGUAACGCUAGUACUUCGGAAAGCUUCAUGCAACAAUGACAAAAUACGCAGGCACGACAGCAGU